Doryrhamphus excisus (bluestripe pipefish) is the source of this 8707-nucleotide messenger RNA. Lineage: Eukaryota; Metazoa; Chordata; Actinopteri; Syngnathiformes; Syngnathidae. The record is from RefSeq and is a predicted model, not a curated record.
UUAAGUCUCGAGAAAAGGAAAAAAAGUCAGAAAACAUCUGCGCGUCUCAAGUUGGUUUUAUGACCCAAAGAAGAAAAAGAAAAGAAGAAUCGUGGAUAAAAGUCUUCAGUGUUGAAGACAAUCUUGAUCUUUUUCCUGUCUUUUUGAGCGUUUUUAUACUUUUUACAAGUGGGUCAGACUUUGGGUCGGUUUGACUCACUGUGUGUGUGUGGAGGAUGACACCGGGGUGUGCGGACGCCUUAAGGCGGACUCGCUGCUCGGCGGACGGCCACGCAGACCUCUGACAGUCCGCAUCUGAACCAGAACCAGAACCCGCAGGACGGGGCCUGUUUGCUGGAACUGGGUCCAGGAUGUCCUCCGAGCUGGUGGUGGGUCUCCUCUUUAGGGUUCUGCUGCCCCUCAGCUUGACUGCAGCUGCUUUGCUGCGUUUUAAUGGCUUCUCGUUGGUUUACGUCCUCCUGCUGCUUCUACUACCCCUGCUGCCGGAACCCAGCAACUCCCUGGGGGCAGGUAACACAAGUCGCUGUGUGACAGCCGUUUGUGUGUCCAGUUUCCUCUUCCUGUUACUGCAGACGUUCUUUCAGCUGACCACGACAACGCUACAACCUGAGUACAACUGCACGUCCUGGCAGAAAGCGCUGAGUCAGCUGGGAUUAGUCAGCCUUACAGGAAGUGAUGUAGCCUCCGCUGUGCGACACAUCCUUCCAGAUGUCGGCGUGCUGGUCAUUGGCCUGGUGACAUGGAGGCUCAGCUUGAGAUUGACCCCUGAAACACACACGCAGCAGCAGGCUCCUCAAGAUGAUGUGGUUUGCCAUGAGGAAGAAGGAACCAAAAAGAAUCGAAUACUGGCUGAACUGGAAGUAUUGGUCUGCAAAACCAGGAUGAUGCUCGCAAACAUGAUGACCACUGGAGGGAAAGUUCUGCUGACAGUUUUGCUCGGACUCACAGGUAUCGUGCUUCCGUCCCUCUCCUCCCUUCCCUACCUGCUGUGUUUCCAGGUGAUUUGCACCUGGUGGGCGAGAUCUGGUUGGGUCCCGCCCCUCCUCUUCAGGUGUCUGUCUGUGAUGUCACUGAUCUACUCCUCCUGCCACUUCCUACUCGUCUACUCCUACCAGCUGCCGUCACUGCAGGAGGCGUGGCUUCCCAACCGCACCUCUGCAAGUGUUUUUGGCAUGGUGCCUCUGGUGUCGGUGGACUGCACUGCCCCCUGGAGGAUGCAAGUGAACCCAGACCUCAGUUGGUUUCAUUUUGUCAGCCCUCUGAUGUUGCUGCUGCUCUUCCACACAGUUGCUAGUCUGUGGAGAAACCAGCUGAUAAACGGCGAAGGGGCACGGAGCGCAGACAAGGAUGAAUCGGCGGACCCCGGCAGCUGUGACAUGGUCACCACCACGAGCUUUGUUAGCGAUGAGGUCAGCAGUGACAUCACGGCAGAGAGGCGGAGAGAGCUGUGGAGGGAAGCUCACAAUGGGCGGGACAACAAAGAUGUUCUGGAUAUUUCUACCAACGAUAGCCUUUCUGAGUCUUUGGCCCCGCCCACACAGAGCACAGCGCUGGAGUUGGACACGCCUCACUACUCCCUCAGCCAAUCAGACACAUUGGAGAUGUGCGUCUUUGAAGGCGACGCUGACGCAUGGGAGGAGGAGCCAGAAGUACCGGGAGUGGGUGUGGCUUCCAUGGCAUUUGGCUUCCUUCUCAAGCAGAGUUACAUCUGCGCCCUGAUCGCCAUGAUGGCGUGGUCCAUCACAUACGUGUCGUGGAUGACGUGUGUGUUGCUGCUCUGGUCGUGCGCGCUGUGGAUGAUGCGGGAGCGACGCCGUUAUACGCUCAUGUCGUCACCGUGGCUGGUUGCCUAUGGCAACCUGUUGCUUAUCCUGCAGUACAUCUAUAGUUUCGCCGCCGUCCCGGAAGUUCCUGGACUGUUCCCGAAAAAAGAUGAUCCAUGUAGGGAGCUCGCUUCCAAGGUGGUGUGUUUACUGACCUUCUGGCUGCUUCUGCGUCAAGCGCUCACAGAGAAGAAAGACACACAGAUGCAGUCCCAAUUGUCCGCCAUCACCGUUCAUAUCAAAGAGGAUCAGAAGGUGGAACAAGAGAAGAUACAAGAGAUUUCCUAUGAGAAGGUGCUUCUGUUGAGCGGAGGAGUUCAGAUGGAGGCUCUGGUGGCCGUGGUGACCAGGAUGUUUGUCAAAUACUGGAUCUACGUCUGUGGAACAAUGUUCUUCUUUGUUAGUUUUGAAGGCAAAAUCGUCCUCUACAAGGUCAUUUACAUGGUGAUGUUCCUGUGCUGUGUCGCGCUUUAUCAGCUGAAUUAUGAAAAAUGGAGGGCUUUGUUGCGAGGCUUCUGGGUAGCCGUGGUGGUUUACUCCAUGUUGGUCCUCAUUCUGGUUUACACAUUCCAGUUCCCCUCGUCUCUCCACACCUGGAGCUACUACACUGGACUCAGCACUCACAGGUUGGAGGAUUUGGGUUUGGAGAAAUUCUCUGUUCCGGUUCUCUUCACCAGGAUCUUCAUUCCCACAGCUUUCCUAUUGGUGUGCAUCGUACACCUGCACUACUUCCAUGAGCCCUUCCUCCAGCUGACUGAUCUCAAAACAGUGGUGGACACGCACAACAGCACCAUCACCAGGUUGGUCCAUAGUGAGGGCAGCCUUGUGGAUCUGUCAGUGGAAGCUUCUCAGCACCCUCUAGUGGAAGACGAAGGAGAAGUCCUGGUGGACAAAGAAGAGGAGGAGAUUGACGAGAAGUGGAGAUCAGAAGAAGAAGAAGAGUACCCCUCCAUGUAUGAGGAGGACACCCUGUCUGACCAUAUUACAGUGUUGGUGUCCUGGAGGCUGGUCGUGGACCGCUUGUCUGUGUUGUUCCUACGCCUCCUCCUGUCUCUGCAGCGUCUGCAGCGUCUCCUGUGGUGGCUCCUAGAACUUCAUAUCGUGAAAAUUGUCUCCUCCUACAUGAUUUGGAUCUCCGUAAAGGAGGUGUGCAUGUUCAACCUACUGUUUGUGGUGUGUGUGGGAGUGGCCCUGCCCUGCAGGACACGGCGCCCCCUGCUGUCUGGGAUGUGUACAGUGUGGACUUGUGUGGUUACGGUUUGUAAAAUGUUGUACCAGCUCAACGUUGUCCAGCCCAACACCUGCAACUGCAGCAUGCCGAGUAACUCCUCGACCAACAUGUCUCGCUCGGCGUUGUACUCCGGUCCAAUCGACCCUGCCCAGUGGGUUGGCCUCCGCAAAUCUGAAGGAAAACUGCUCGAUUAUCUGAGGUACAACCUGACGAUGCUCGCGCUUUUAGCCUUUGAAGUAACGGUUUACAGACACCAGGAGCUCUACCGUCUCCGCUGCAACAAAGUACCGCCUCCAACGAGAACAUUGUUCCAUGACAUCACCAGGCGUCACUUGGAUGAAAACAUGCUAAGCUGCGCCAAAUAUUUCCUCAAUUAUUUCUUUUACAAGUUUGGCCUGGAGACCUGCUUCCUGUUGGCAGUUAACGUGAUUGGCCAGCGGAUGGAUCUGUUCGCUGUAGGCCACGCGCUCGGGCUUAUUAGUGUCCUAUCAAGGCGCAGCAGGAAGCGGAUCAGCGCGGUUUGGCCAAAGUACUGCUACUUCCUGUCAUCGCUCCUAUGCUUCCAGUAUCUGCUGUGCAUUGGGUUCCCUCCUGCUGCCUGCAAAGAUUAUCCGUGGCGACCACCGACAUCCAAUAUGGACUCCAACGUGGUGAAAUGGCUCUUCCUCCCAGAUCAUCUGACUCCACCAAACCCGCUCUUCCUUCUCUAUGACUUCCUGCUUCUACUGGGCGCUUCGUUGCAGCUUCAGGUGUUUGAGGACGAACUUGAUGCCGGUGUCCAGACGUUAGCGGGGGACAACGCCGAGCUUGACGCAGAAGACGGACAGGUCUGGGAUCCAGUCAUGCGGCUCCGCCUCAGCACCGUACCUGACUUCAUGCUGUGCAGGUCCUACCUCGACAUGAUGAAGAUUAUUAUUUUUUGCUACAUGUUCUGGUUUGUCCUCACAAUCAUCUUCAUCACUGGUACCACGAGGAUCAGCAUCUUCUGCAUGGGUUACCUUGUGGCGUGUUUCUAUUUUCUAUUGGUGGGCGGAGACUUGCUACUGAAACCGGUCAGCUCCAUACUGGUUUACUGGGACUGUCUGAUCGGCUACAACAUUUUUGUCAUCACGAUGAAGAACAUCCUGUCUGUCUUAGCAUGCGGUUUCAUCAAGUCGCUGGUUGUCAACCACUGCUGGCUGGUCCAGCUCUUCAGCCUGGCGUGCACCAUCCGAGGAUACACCAAACCGGAGCAGCAGAGCAGUAAACAAUGUGACUUGCCAAGUGACGAGGCGGGGAUCAUCUGGGAUGGCGUGUGUUUCUGCUUCCUGUUGCUGCAGCGAAGGGUCUUCAGGAGUCACUACUUCCUCUAUGUGGUCCUGGACCUGCAAAACACGCAACUGCUGGCCUCCAGGGGGGCGGAGCUCUUUGAAGCGUCCACUGUGAAAGCGGUGAGAGCGAGACUGGAGGUGGAGAAGAUGUCCAUGGACCUGCUGAAGAGACAGAUGGAGAGGAUUAAAUCUCGCCAGCAGAAGUUCCGUAGAGGAAAAGAGAAAUUGCUGAGUUUGACCCAAAAGAGCAUCCAUGGUGACGCACAGGAAAAGACAAAAGGGCGGCAUCAGGGUGAUUGGUGGAGACCCUGGGUGAACCACGCCUCCAUGGUGAGGAGCGGCGACUACUUCCUGUUUGAGAGCGACAGUGAGGAGGAGGAAGAAGACAAAAAGGAGCAGGUCGUGGAGGAAGAGGAACCUCCUGAGAAAUCUGCUUUUCAGUUUGUCUAUCACGCCUGGAUAACUGACUCCAGAACAGCGCUAAGAGCUCGUCACAGCCAAAAGAAACUGUGGAAGAAGAACUCGUUUGAAGAACGGAAGGGAGAGAAGACAGCCGGUGAGGAGGAACUUGACGGGAUUUGAAUCUAUUUAUUUAUAGAACGGUGAUUUAAUCGUGAAAUUGUGACUUCAGCUUGUGGUUCUACUGAGGUGACGGAAGAGUCGGAGGAAGAUGGAGAAGAAGACAGGGAGGAUGGACCCGACACCAUCCUGCAUCGGGUCUCCAGCAUUCUUCGCUUUUGCUGGGUUCUGUUGUCGGCUCUUCUGGACUCCUUGACCGCUUGGCUCUGUGGUUUGUGUCGAGAACACGUCGACAUCUCCACCGUCCUCCGCAUCGAGCGCUGCAUGUUGACUCAGCAGGCCAAGCAGGGUCAUGUACCGACCAGAGAGGCUAUUCAUGUCUACUACCAGGAACAGAUCAUGAGAAGUUCCAGAGAAUCAGGAUUGGACCAUGUGGAAGAGGGGCCUACAGAAGCGAAAGAAGAAGAAUCUACGAGUCUGGAUACAGAUGAAGGUGAAACCCCAGAGUCAGGUGAUCAAGCUCAAGAAGAACCAACAGGGAGUGGACUAGAAUUCGCCUCCAGAGAUGAACCAUCAGCGAUAUCACAAGCUCCAACAGAAGAUGAUUCAACUGUGGGACUUCCAAGAGAAGAUUACCCAGAGUUCCCUGUGGCUACAACCAGCCAGCGCCGGCGAUCUAAGCUUACCAGGAUGCAGAAGGUGUCAUCAUCCUCGUUUUCUUCAUCCUCAGAAGAAGAGGACCACAGCGCCGGAGAACCAAACCAAGAAGAUGCCUCCCUCCCCCACGUGUGCCCCCCUUCCUAUAGCUUCGCUCUCGGCUUGGAUAUGCAGGACCAAGAAGUAGAGCAAGACCCUCCGAAGAAGAACCGGGGGGCAAGAUUAGGAUUAAAACGGAGGCGGCCGUUAUUUGAGAAGGCUGACUUCCUGUCCGGUUGUACCUCCGCUUCCUGUCCGAUGGCAUCUCGUCCUCAGGAGCUGACAGCGAGUGAGCUGCUGAGGAACAGGACUUUCCACAAUGACGAUUUGGAGGCGUCAGAUGGUUUCUAUAGCAACCAACCUCAGCUGCUACAGCUAUGUUACGCCGUCUAUAACAUUGUAGCUGCUAGGUCAGAAACGGUGUGCUACCUGGUCAUCGUCUUGAACCACAUGGUGUCUGCCAGCUGUCUCACUUUAGUUCUUCCUGUUCUGGUGUUCCUGUGGGCCACUCUGUCCGUUCCUCGACCUAGUAAGACCUUCUGGAUGACGGCCAUCAUCUACACUGAGGUCACCAUUGUCAUCAAGUAUUUCUUCCAGUUUGGCUUCUUCCCAUUCAACCAGAAACUAGAGGUGGAUCGCUCCAAACCCUUCCACCCACCUAACAUCCUGGGGGUGGAGAAGAAGGAAGGUUAUGUCCUCUAUGACCUACUGCAACUGCUUGCUUUAUUCUACCACCGGGCCAUACUGAAGUGCCAUGGACUCUGGGACCAGACUGCUGCUACUGAUGCUCAACAUCAUGAUGACAACCAGUCAGAAUUAAGUCCAAGUUCCACCCCAACAGACACAGUGCGGUGGCAUGGUGGGAGGCACACCCGUUCCAGUUCCACCCAGCUACGCUCUCCUGCAGGCAGUUUGAGUUCCAUUCAGAAACUCAGCAGGUUUGACCUUCUGCUGGAGAAGCUUACAGAACUUUCAAUCAGAGCAAAGCAGUAUUGUGUUAGCAGAUGUAAGUCUCUCUAUGGUCCAGCGCGUCAGUUCUUCCAAGCUCUCGUCCAACCAGAGUACAGCGCUGUCACAGACGUUUAUGUCCUGAUGUUCCUGGCGGACACCAUAGACUUCAUUAUCAUCGUUUUCGGCUUCUGGGCCUUUGGGAAACACUCCGCAGCCGCCGACAUCACUUCCUCCUUGUCAGAGGACCAAGUUCCUGAAGCAUUCUUGGUGAUGGUUCUUAUCCAGUUUGGUACUAUGGUGAUAGACCGAGCUCUCUAUUUAAGGAAGACCGUUUUGGGAAAGUUGGUCUUCCAGGUGAUUUUGGUCUUAGGGAUUCAUUUCUGGAUGUUCUUCAUCUUGCCGACCGUGACUGAGAGGCGCUUUAAUCAGAACUUGGUGGCUCAGCUGUGGUAUUUCGUCAAAUGUAUUUACUUCGGCUUGUCAGCCUAUCAGAUUCGCUCAGGUUAUCCCACGCGUGUUUUGGGAAAUUUCCUGACCAAGAGUUACAACUACCUCAACCUGUUCCUGUUUCAGGGCUUCCGUUUGGUUCCCUUUCUGACUGAACUUCGAGCCGUGAUGGAUUGGGUGUGGACGGACACCACGUUGUCCUUGUCCUCCUGGAUCUGCGUGGAGGACGUCUAUGCCCACUGUUUUGUCUUAAAGUGUUGGAGGGAGUCUGAAAAGCGAUACCCUCAGCCUCGCGGUCAGAAGAAGAAGCGAGUGGUGAAGUACGGAAUGGGAGGUCUGAUUGUUUUGCUGCUCAUCUGCAUCGUAUGGUUUCCUCUGCUCUUCAUGUCGCUCAUUAAGUCUGUCGCCGGAGUCAUUAACCGACCCUUGGACGUCUCGCUCACCGUCACUCUUGGAGGCUUCCAGCCUAUCUUUACGAUGAGCGCUCAGCAGAAUCAGCUGAAAGACCUCACAGAGGACGACUUCAGAGCCUUCAUCGGUUCCUACAGUUACACACCUAGUGCUUUGCAGUUCCUGGAAGCAUACAGCCAUGAGGAUGUGACGGUGGCCGAACUGCAAGGUAGCAGUAACUCCUUAUGGACCAUCAGUCCUCCUAGCAGGCGCUACCUGAGCCAGGUACUCAACCUGGACCACUUCCCUCUUACGUUAUCCUGGACUGUGCAGAGGAACUUAAGUCUCGGCGCGAAGGCGGAGCUUGCCUCGGGUAAACAUGUGACAUAUCUGGAUGAUCAGACUCGUUUGGAGCUGAUCCAGCUGCUGAAUGGUACCAGAACAUUUCCUGUCGUGAUUCACGGCGUGCUGCCAUCUUUCCUACGAGCUCCCAGCGACUCCAACGCCAAACCCAUUGAACAGCUCUACGCAGAUGGCCUCUAUAAGGACAUUUUGUUGUCCCUGGAGCGAACAGACAACGACAGCCAGGAGAUACAAGAAUGGUGGAUAGUUGACCAACCGGCUUCCAGCCUGGUGCCUUUGGGAGGCGGAGCUUUGACAGAAAAUAACCGGAGAGAGGCGGGGCUCCAGUUAUUUGUGUUCAGCGAUAAAGUCAGCCCACCUAGUUUGGGAUUCCUAGCAGGAUACGGCAUUAUGGGACUGUACGCCUCAGUAGUGUUGGUCAUCGGAAAGUUUGUACGAGAAUUCUUCAGCGGGAUCAGUCACUCCAUCAUGUUUGAGGAGCUGCCCUGCGUUGACCGCAUACUCAAACUCUGCACAGACAUCUUCUUGGUGCGGGAGACAGGUGAGCUGGAACUGGAGGAGGAGCUUUACGCCAAAUUGAUCUUCUUGUAUCGAUCGCCGGAGACUUUGAUCAAGUGGACCAGACGCUGAUCUCAACUGACCUGCUGUGAUGUCAUCCACUGUGAACAUGAUCUAUUUAACUGGACAAAGGGGGGUGGGGGGUAUUUCUGGAGAUGUCCUGGAAUGGAGACUUUACUGGAAUGUUUUCUCCCACCUGCUGGUUGACCACUUAGCAGGUAAGAUUAGGAUUAAAAGGGCUGAUAGUGUUUUAUCAAUAAAUAUAAAAAGGGACACAUCCUGGAAUAACUGGAAUUUUGCAUUCUGAUGAAGUGACAGGAAGUGAAGGAUGAACAUGCACCAAUUAAAAAAAAGAGGGGCAGAGCUACUGUUGACCCCAAAUUCUAAUAGUAUUAUGAAUAAAUUAACAUUUCUCCAAA